UUACUCUGCUUCAAUUUUAUGUUCUCAAUUUUUCCAAAAUAUGUUUUUCAUUUGAAUAGAAUGAGCAUGAGAACACCCAAGCGGAAGAUGUGAGUUGCCACCAGAGCAUAGAGGAGAUGAGGAUUUUACUUGCAGCAGCAGAUGAAAACAAUUUAAUACUUCAGGACUCAUAUGUUUGUAUCGAGUCUGAACUCAGUAAGCAGGAGAAGGAAAUGAAGCAACUCAGAGACACAAUAUCAAGGAAUAUGGAGGAAACAAGAAUGUUAGAAAUGAAAACUCAAAACUUAAAACACCUCACAGAGUGCAUCCUCGAAGAAUUUCCAGAUCUGGUACAGAAACGUCAGGAAAUGGAAAAUGAAGAGUCAGCUGACCCUGACAGGCUACUGGAAGAAAGCCAAAGCAAACAGGCAGGCAAUGAGCAAGUUGGUUCAAGUGGCCAGGCUGAGCAUCUCGAGCAGCAUUCUUUCACAGAAUCAAGCUCUAGAAAACAGUGUGAAAGGCUAAGUGAACAGAAGAAUGUGAAUAUGCAAGAGGCCAUCUAUGAGAAUAUGAGUCUGGAGCAAAUGAAAAUUAUACUGCAGCAAAAAAUGGAUGAGGCCAUACUGCUUGAUGACAUUUAUGUCAACUUAAAGCAUCAAGUUCUUAAACAGGGCAAUGUGAUAAGGGACCUUAAUGAAGAACUGGAGGUGAUAACAUUGGAAAAGAAAAAGCGGGAGAGAGAAUUUCACAGAUUAAAACAUCUCACAGAAUGUAUCCAAGAGGAAUUUCACACUCUGUUAAAGAAGGAUCAGCAAACGGGAAGGGACGAAAGAGAUGGAGAAGAUCCUGAGUCAAGCAAUGCGAACAUUUCUGACUGAAGAAGAUGGAGCUGCCCUUGUGCUUCUGUUCCAAUUACCGUGCAUGCUUGACUUUCACUCAUUCGUCCACUUCUCAAAUGAGGACACUUACUAUGAAUAUGAAACACCUCAGUUGUGGCAUUGGUUCUCCUGGAGGGGCCUGCACAUUUCAGGGUCUUUCCACUCAUUGGAAGACUUUCACUAGCCAUGUGAUUGCUGAUAUAAACCGUAUGAUUGGUGAACAUGCAGUAAUAAGAAUUACUGAGACAAUACUUACACAGACUAAUUCAGGACUAGACAUAAUAUUCAAAUAGCAGACAAUUUGACCUCUGAAUUUAAGGGCACUGUGAUUUACAUAUUUAUUAAAAGUGUCUUUUUUGCAUAAUAGAGCUGAAGUGAAACCUACAAAGUGUUUAUUAAAUUUUAUAUUGGCAAUUUAUAUAUUGGCAUAGUAGAUUGGCAGUUUCACAAGGCAUAACAAGUACCAAGGCUGAAAACCUGUAUGUGUCUUUUGUCAAUUAAUUGCAGAAAAAAAUCCCACUGUAUGUAUACAAGAGGAGAUUUCAUAAUGCUAGAUGACAUCUUGGGGUUGUUAACAUUAGAGGAGCAUGGUUCCUUUUUAAAAGUGUUGUGCUUUGCAUGCUAAUUACCUUUUGGAGAAUGCAAACAUCUGUGGACUAAUCAAUAAGGAAUUAUAAUCCUGUGGAGGAAUGCUGCGAUUAGAGAGAUGUUAGAAUAAAAAAACCUCCCAGAGUCAGUGUAACCAGUAAGAGGUCACAAGAGGGGUACUGAAUUGAACGUGUUCGUUAGUCUCUUGGGCUGGUACCGAUGACGAAGCACUGGAAUCAAGCAAGGUCAGAUCUGCUCAAGAGUUUAUUUUCAACUAGCGAUGCUCAGGAAAUACGCAUUAAUAUAUGAACCACUUACCUCUAAAGGGGAUCAUACAACUGGUCAGCUGACUCAUAUUGGGAGGCAGCAUGUAAACUUACAGAAGUUACAAACUUGUUGGAACCUGAGAGGACACAAGCAAUAGCCCACCAGGAGGAUGUUUAGUGAGCACCUUGACUGGAGAUAAUCAUUGGUAUGUUAUGGCUCAGGACUGAAUUCAUGAAAGUUCCAGCAAUGACGUCUUGAAAUUGUAUCCUAUAACUUUGAGAGAGCAACCUAGAGCCCACUUUAAUAAAAGAGUCUAAACAGUAAAAACAAUUUCCUUUCUUGCUCUGUUCAGUCAAGACGUCCUCUCUGGUGUUUUCCUGUAAAACUGGUCUAUUCUAGAAAUUGGUCACUGAUAAAGAGUCUACCACGUUUACCCAUCCCCAGAGACAAGCACUGGCACUGUCCUGUCCAUUGCGAUUAAUUUUCCUAAUUUUGAAUUCAUCUGGUUUACAUGUUAUGCCCUUUUUUUGUAAGCAAGAAAAAAUUCAAAAAGCACCAACUUUUAGGCGAUUGGUUUAUAAACUGGACUUCCGUUAACGGUGUUAUUUGCUCAAGUAAGUGUGUAUAUGUGUGUAGCUGUGUUUGUUAAGGGUUUCCAAAAUAGUUCCAAAGGCAGCUAAUAGAAAGUGUUGUGAAUUUAGUGGGACAUGUAUACAAAAAAAGUCACAUGGUCUUAAGUGUCUUUGUUUUAAAGGUGUUAGUGAAAAUCAAAGCAAACCAUUAAUACAAAAAUUGAUAAUGCACACAAAAAAAUCAUUGUCUAUGAUGUUUCUGUUUAAGGAUUGAGUAUCUUAAUUACUUCUCCUUAAGUUUCUUUAUGUUAUCAUUAAUAUAGUGUACCAAAUAUACAUUAUGACAUAUAUCA
Erpetoichthys calabaricus (reedfish) is the source of this 2637-nucleotide messenger RNA. RefSeq lists its product as uncharacterized. The coding region runs from base 117 to 857 and encodes 246 amino acids. The transcript has 7 exons. NCBI's taxonomy places the organism in Eukaryota, Metazoa, Chordata, Cladistia, Polypteriformes, Polypteridae. The record is from RefSeq and is a predicted model, not a curated record.